This is a messenger RNA of Oncorhynchus mykiss (rainbow trout), 2616 nucleotides long. NCBI's taxonomy places the organism in Eukaryota, Metazoa, Chordata, Actinopteri, Salmoniformes, Salmonidae. The record is from RefSeq and is a predicted model, not a curated record.
UGAUGCUUGACUUCACUCAUUCAUUCUCUCUGAGAGAUGCCCUAUCCACAAGACCCAUGCACAAGCCCUACACUCAUGCUAAGAUGAAGCUUCUACUGGCACUUUGUGCAGUUUGGAACAUCAUCCAACUAUCAGUGUGCUGCUCUUCUGGAGAAAUGACAGAUCGACUCACCUGUGUAUCUGAUUAUUGGUUUACAAUUACCUGUACUUUGAGCAUCACUGAUGAGCCUGCAGGUGUCAACAAUACCCACUACUGGUUGAAUUUGACCUGGUCUGGUGGAGUCGGGAUUACAUUCAAAUGUCCACUGGUGAAGAUGGGGGACAGUUAUGGUUGCACAUUUGUGGCCGAUUUUGAUAAGAAUGUAACGUACCACGGCUCUUCAUUUAAUGAAAUGGACUGUUUCAAUGUACAGCUUUGUUAUAACAUUGACUGCCAAUCAAACUUGACAGGCUUUGAACCAUUCAAAAAUAUUCAACCAACAGCUCCAAGUCAUCUCGCUGUCCAGUGGACUUCAAAGGGUUACAGAUGCACUUGGCAAAGUGGAUAUGAACACCAUCCAUAUAUAACAGAGUUCCCUUACCAACUCUUCUUCUACAAAUACCAUGGCAAUAAGAGCGAGGGGUUUUGUGUGUCCCCUCAAAACAAAUCUAUUUUAAUUGAUGCAUCUAGACUUGAGCCAGAUACCACAUAUGUUCUGAAAGUGAGAUCCGGGCUAUAUAAGUCCUCUGGAUAUAAAGGACAGUGGAGUCCGUGGAGUGCAUUGGUGCAAUUGAGGACUGAUGCAAAGGAAGCAGAACCAACUAUAGUCCUUGUCCUCAGCAAGUUUGUAUUUCCAGUUUGUGUGAUUGCUGGAGUUCUGUUGUUUGUAUUUUACAACCCCACGACAAGAAUGAAGAUAAAAGCUUUCUAUGAUGUGCCAAGCCCAGCCCCUUUUUUCAAACCUCUCUACAAAGAUAACAAACAUUUCCAGGACUGGCUUGAGUCAGAGUGCAAUCUGAGACAAACAUACAAAACAGAAGAGCUCAUGACCAUCGAUACUUUGAUUAUUGAGGCCAAACCUAUAGUAGAGGACCAGGACUGUUCAGCUACAACACCAUAUCCCCUAGCACAAGUUCACACUCCCUAUGUUGGUCCCUCAGUGAUGGACUGGGUCUGCAGUCACAGUCCAAAUGGAAAUGGUCCAGGGGACAUUCCUUACACCCAGUUGCCCUGCUCUCUCCUAGAGCUCCAGUUUGGAGGGAAGGGCACCUCUUUCUCUCAGAACCCUUCGGUCGCCUGUGAGGGGGACUCUGGAUGCGAGGACUUAACACUCAGCCCUGAGAGCAGCUUGCCUAAUAGUCCUGUAUCUAGUGAGCCAGAAUGCAUCUGUACUGAUUACUGUAUCCUACACGAAACCUCUAAAGGUUUUAUCCCCACUGGUGUGUCCAAAGAGGUCCCUUGAAUAGUUAUUGCAUAGAGGGACCAGGUAAGGAGGAAACCUGUGCCACUGAGUGAAGUUACCAAAUGUUACAUCAUAUGCCAAUAGGACACAGACGGCCUACUUCUUGGGUUUUGAUAAUGUACUGAGCAAGGGGUGUCAUAGUCUUUACAAUUUCCUAAAUUACAUAAUGUUGACUUAUGAUCAUUUGCAGUUUAUUUUUUGUAAUUCUGAAGUAGAAUUGUGUAUACUAUACUGUAACAAAAUGUGUUUUGUCCGUUUGAAAUAUUGUACUUUUUUUUAUUACUGUAUCAAUUGUGUGAUAGCUUAAAUAGCUACUUUGGACCAGUUCAUUUCAUAAUUUGUCUGCACUGAUGGCACUAGAGCCAUUGAUCCUUCAGUAUGUGAGUUAACCACCAGAGGAUGCUGCGACUCAACACUUAGAGGAGAAAUUGGCGAGGUGCAGUUUCUUGGAUGACAAUUUGAGCUCUAUAUAAUAUUUUGAAAGUAGUUUGAUAAUCCUGUAAUUACUAUGUCCUUUAAUUUGUCUUGUAUUACAUACUUGUUCGCUAUUGUAAAUACAAUAAUACAUUGGUAUGGUUUAUAUGUAUCGUUUUCUAUUUCGCAAAAAAGUAGAUGAGUAGCUAUAGUUAUCAGUAAAGACAAUUGCAACAAUAUAUAUGUAUAGCCAACCAAUGGUCUUCAACUUGCUUCAUCUUUCAUUCUUGGUGCAAUUUCAAAACAUGUGCGCGUGCUACAAAUGAACGAGAGUAAAAUGUUUUGUUGUGAUAUGACGUCAUGUUUCGGGAAAUGAACCCUGUAUGUAGUUAGCUUGCUUUAGGACUUCCAUCCAUGUCAGCAAGCAAUCACUGGCCAGAUAUUCCCUGAUGGAGACCGAUUACCCACACACAAACAGAAGGCUACAGUCCUCCUGAGAGCUGUAAUAUUAUAGGGCCAUAGAGUACCAUAGUCAUCAUACCCAUAAAACCCAGCGGUCAAACAGGGAAAUGGUUUCAAUUGUUUUUCCACCAUUCAUAGGGAAUUUUAGAACCACUUAAAAUAAGGGCUUUGUUUCAUGUAGGCUUACCCUGGUGUGAUGUUUUAAUAACCGGUUGGAUCUCUCUAGGUCUAUGACAAGGUGACUUUUAUCAAUAUAUUUGGCUGGAUUAAUUCCCCCCCCCCCCCCCCAAAAAAAAAA